This is a messenger RNA of Gopherus flavomarginatus (Mexican gopher tortoise), 546 nucleotides long. RefSeq names its product gem nuclear organelle associated protein 7 (gene GEMIN7). Gene Ontology annotation, cellular component: SMN-Sm protein complex. The record is from RefSeq and is a predicted model, not a curated record. Gene Ontology annotation, biological process: spliceosomal snRNP assembly. The transcript is spliced from 2 exons. Lineage: Eukaryota; Metazoa; Chordata; Testudines; Testudinidae. The coding region runs from base 105 to 485 and encodes 126 amino acids.
GUUCCCGGCCGGGCGCUGUUCGCUGCCGCACCGAGGCCCUGGAUCUCCGGCAGCCGCCAGCGGGCCGCGGGGUGAGGCCGGGCCGGAGCCUUCGGGAGCCUGCCAUGAAGGUGCCAGUCAGCGUGAUCCGCCUGCCCCAUGGGCCGGAUGGCACAAGCCGUGGCUUUGACCCCAACUCCCCUCGGUACCAGGCUCUGAGCCCCAUCAGCAUCUCCACUAUGGGCUGUGGGAAUGAGGCAGAUCUGGAACGGGAGCAGCAGGCCCGCGUGGCUCUGCGGGAGCAGUACCUGCGCAGCCUGAUUGCCAUGGUUGGCCACACCAUCCACUUCACAAUGUACGAAAGAGUCAACGUCUCGGCCUUCUUCGACGCCUCAGACAUCGACAUCUUGAACUUCCAGGUGUCUGACCUGCAGACCCCACUGGGUGUGCACAGGGAGGCGCUGCUCCGCUGCUCGGACAUCAUCUCCUACACCUUCGAGCUGUGACUGCCACAGGCACCCUGCCUCCCACCUGUCCUGCUUUCUAAUAAAAACACACUCGGGUACA